Daphnia pulicaria is the source of this 1186-nucleotide messenger RNA. RefSeq lists its product as uncharacterized. NCBI's taxonomy places the organism in Eukaryota, Metazoa, Arthropoda, Branchiopoda, Diplostraca, Daphniidae. The record is from RefSeq and is a predicted model, not a curated record. The coding region runs from base 276 to 902 and encodes 208 amino acids. The transcript has 4 exons.
AUUUUUAAUUACGCGCUCAAGCCAGUCAGUAUCACUUCAGUCUCCACCAUUGUAGCUACGUUGUUUGUGCUUGGCAGACAAGGUAAUUCAAUUCAAUUGAAGUUGUGUCAUUACGUUUUUCGAGAAGUUGUGUUUUCCUGGAUUUGUUCGGACAUUUUUCCAGUGAUGAGAUUUAACUUUGAUUACAGGAAUUGGGGUUUUUUAUCAUUUUAAAUCUACUGAUACUGCAGACUGUGGUGUAUUUCGAAUUGUGGAAGAAUAAUAACUGCUGCAGGAUGUUCGAACAAGAGGCAGCCAACGAUGUUCAAGUGAAUAAUGACGUAGAAAUGCAGCAGCAACCACCAGUGGAAAUGAGUUCCACAGAUAGUGACUAUUACAGCGAAGUCGAAGGCGAUUCGCCGAUCGAUAGUGAAGAAGACAACAGUUACCCAGCCGAUCAAGUCGUAUGUUCAGUUUUUGACGACUGGAUUGAAUUGGAUUUGUCUAUGGAGUCUCUCCGGUCGUUAGGUUUUCUCAGUGACACAGACUUCCAAGCGGUUUUGGAUUCUUUCGCCGAGUUUACAAGCCAUCAGCUGCGUUUGGGGGUUUCCAGUCCAAGAGAGAUGGAAGGACUACUCAGAAAUCAUUUAGCUUAUCUAUUAUGGCGCCGAACUGUAUUUACAAAACUUCAUCAACUGCCACCAAUUAGCGUGGAAGCUGAACAGCUGAAUUUAUUUCUUGGUAACAAAUGGUGUGAGAAAACUAACACGAUGUCACAAAACAGGGAACGAUUCAAGAGUCUGGCUGACGCAACUGCCGUUCCCCAAUUGAUUCUCUCAACAAUCCAGUCGUAUUUCCGGAAACGACAACCUGAAAGGACGGCAGCAGAUGCCGUCAGCAACAAGAGAUUCCGGAGGAAUUAGAAUUGAUUUUUUAAGAGCUCACGAAAAUGGUUUGAAUGUUUACUCAAAAGAAAUCAUCUUAAAUCUUAUAGAAGUUUUUAAAAUAACGUUUUUCAAAAUCCGCGAUGAGCAAAUAUUUUCCAAGUAUCUAUUUGAUCACUUAUUUAUCAUGCACAAUUAUCUUACUUGAUGUACGUGAAAGAUUUCACAAUGUUAUUAUCAGCAAUCACCCAAAUUGUUCUAAUUUCACUAUUAAGCUUUUAACUGCAUUUCGUUAAGAUAAAUGUUCUUAUUGCCUUUCCCCA